ACGGUGCGAGGUGCAGGCUUAAGGAGGAGUGGGUCUCGAACGAGUCUUCUUCGAAUAGACGGAUAGUCGUGGACACGCAGCGCAUACUCGGGUUCACCUGGUUGCCCGAGGAUAACUAAUAAGCCGGGACUAUUGCAGUUUAGCCGUACGAAGUGUGGAGAACAGUUUUUGAACACAGAACCGUAACAGCUAUGUGAUCCAAAGACAAAAUUAAGCUCGAUGGGAGAGACAAAAUAUGACAAAAAACAAGCCGCGCAGUAAACUUGACCGGAAAACGAUAAUAUAACAUGACAAUUAUCAGUAAAGAAAAAAUAGUCGUCAAGACAAUCGUGAAGGUGACUAAUUGACCGUUGUAAUCGUAAUAUCAUCGAUGUUGGUGUCUUUGAUAACUUAAUAAAUAAAAUACUUCGCUUUCACCGCAGAACGGACGAACGAAUUUCUUAUACGAGAUAUACUUACCCUGCUGUCUCUUCAGCUGUUUAUAAGUGAAAGAAAGUUCCUUGAGAGAAACCUGUGUGAAGUUAACCCGGUGGAUUAGCCUCAAUUAUUACAACUGUGGUGCAAUGCGUGGGACGACAACAUGUUGGAUCCAGAUAAUAUUUGUCGCUUGCGUAACCUCAUCGCCUGGCCCGGCAACGAACAGCCCAGUAGAAGCUGUCAGCACACAUUCAAGCACUGUGUCAUCGUUUUCCGAAAACGUGGAAGUGACGGAGGGCCGAAGAUACGACGGCGAAUACGCGGUGAGUGGGAAAACAAACGAGACUGACGUGUCGUCGACGGUGAGGAAGAGGCGAUACGUUCGCUUUCCGUCGAACAAUCCAUACAAGUUCGAAAUUCCCGGAGCGGCAAACGGCCCCUUCGUCAAAUCGUACCUCGGACGUCAAUUGCCGUACCCAGUUUGGCCCGACUUCAAAUCUGUAUGGCGAAAUCCCGUCAUGGGGCAUCGGACACCCAGACUAAUUUUCCGUGACGAUUACUCCAGAGGCACUCCUGGUGGCCUAACCAGUUCUCUUUUUUCCUCCAAUCAGCUACAAGAUUCGGAUGACACUUUCAGAGUUUCAGAUCAAAGGAAGCAGAUAUCUUUCAACGAAUACCCAAGACUAGAUAUAGAAUGCGGAAUAUCCGUUUCGAAGCAAACGGCGCAGCGAAGAAUUGUGGGUGGAGACGAAGCUGGUUUCGGUAGCUUCCCAUGGCAGGCCUACAUUCGUAUCGGUUCCAGCAGAUGCGGCGGUACGCUGGUUAACCGAUUUCAUGUCGUGACGGCCGGUCACUGUGUCGCCAAAGCGUCUGCCCGACAAGUUCAAGUUACCCUUGGAGAUUACGUUGUGAAUUCAGCGGCUGAACCGCUUCCGGCGUACACCUUUGGCGUGAGAGACAUCCGCGUUCAUCCCUACUUCAAAUUUACACCACAGGCGGACAGGUUCGACGUGGCUGUACUCCGGCUGGACAGGCCGGUUCAUUACAUGCCACAUAUCGCACCGAUCUGUUUGCCCGACAAGAACGAAGACUUCCUGGGACAAUACGGCUGGGCCGCCGGCUGGGGCGCACUUCAAGCUGGUUCUAGAUUACGCCCAAAAACAUUGCAAGCAGUCGAUGUGCCUGUGAUUGAUAACAGAGUGUGCGAGCGAUGGCAUCGUUCGAACGGCAUAAACGUUGUAAUUUACGAUGAAAUGAUGUGUGCCGGUUAUAGCAGCGGUGGGAAAGAUUCUUGCCAGGGUGACAGCGGAGGCCCGCUGAUGCUGGAGAAGACCGGAAGGUGGUACCUGAUCGGUAUAGUUUCAGCUGGAUAUUCUUGCGCCCAGCCUGGCCAACCCGGAAUUUACCACCGUGUUGCAAAAACUGUCGACUGGAUAACGUACAUCAUGAACUCGUAGCAUUGGGCAGAGUUCGACAAUGAUAUGGUAUAUAAGUAGAUAAAUUUUAACAAUUUCCAUUAUAAAUCAUACGACAGAAUUUCACAGUACGUUAAUGCCACAUUUUUAAUUAAUUGCAUAGCUUCUGUGUACUCGCUGAAUUUUGCCUGUGAUCGCAUUUGAUGAUCAAGCGUAUAAGAAAUGUUUUUUUGCAAAAACAUAAAAUCGUGCCGAAAUCUGUUUCUAUUCCUAAUAAUAAAUAUGUAUGUAUAAAGUAACAAAUCGUAAUUUUAUAAUAAUCAUAACUAAAAAUUAUAAUAUUUCAUACGUGUAUAUAUAAUUAUUGUUACGAGUAUGAGUUAUACGAGUCGUCGAAAGAGUCCGGCCAGGAUCUUGUUGUCUUACAAAUAACCUUGAAACUGAUACAGUGAAAUUCUACGUCAUUUUAAUAUUCUUAGGACUGAUGAGAAUAAUAAAUAAUUUCGGAAUAUCUGUAUCAUAAAUUUUCAUAUAUAUAUAUAUAUAUAUAUGUACAAUAUUACGGUAUAACUUAAUUUAGUUUAUUAUCUGAUGUGUGUGAUUAGUCACCUGUAUGUAUGAAUAAAUUGAUUCGUUUGUAGAUUAUUUUUAUCCCCAAUGGAAAACUAUACAAAAAAUAGUCUUUGAUAUAAAUUCUAUACCUACCCAAAUGCCAAAACCGUUAUUUAUCCAAUGGCCGUCUCUUCUCUUGGAAAUAAAUGAAUUUUAAUAUCAUGGUACAUUAAUAAAAAUUUAUAUUUAUUGUACAAGUAACAUAAUAAUGAAGUACGGAUUACACCUUACAUGUAAAGAAAUGUAAUUAAUUUGACAAUAUUAAACUGUCCAAAUCAAUUAAUUACUUGGGUACCCAUAUUUUACAUCUUGCUUAUACGGGUACGCAGCAAUUUCAUGCGUA
This is a messenger RNA of Neodiprion virginianus, 2787 nucleotides long. Its product is annotated as serine proteinase stubble-like. The record is from RefSeq and is a predicted model, not a curated record. Gene Ontology annotation, biological process: proteolysis. Gene Ontology annotation, molecular function: serine-type endopeptidase activity. The coding region runs from base 564 to 1874 and encodes 436 amino acids. The transcript has 9 exons. NCBI's taxonomy places the organism in Eukaryota, Metazoa, Arthropoda, Insecta, Hymenoptera, Diprionidae.